Messenger RNA from Sinocyclocheilus grahami, 2282 nucleotides. It is a transcript of the gene smoc2, whose product is annotated as SPARC related modular calcium binding 2. The transcript has 14 exons. Lineage: Eukaryota; Metazoa; Chordata; Actinopteri; Cypriniformes; Cyprinidae. The record is from RefSeq and is a predicted model, not a curated record. Gene Ontology annotation, cellular component: basement membrane. Gene Ontology annotation, biological process: extracellular matrix organization. Bases 303 to 1784 code for a protein of 493 amino acids. Gene Ontology annotation, molecular function: extracellular matrix binding; heparin binding; protein binding.
AAGAGAUUCCACCCAAACUUACCUCCCGACUACAGCACGGGCAUCCGAUAAACACACACACACGGAAAGAGAGAGAGAGAGUCACACACUUGAGCAAGGGAGAGGGUCAAGACAGUCCAAACCGAGCGCUUCACUUCAUUACGCACAGAGAAAUCACGCAGAACACAAUCCACGCCCGCGAUACCGAGCACACAUCAAGAGCUGUGAAGGGACGGGAUUUAAGGAAUUACGCGUCACGUUGGAGAAUCGAUCGGGUCUAAAGUGAGUUUGUGUGGAUUUGGUGCGUCUGGAGAGCUGUGAGGAUGCGCGUCUCGGUCCUGCUGCUGCUCUGCGCUCUUUACGCAGGAGACGCGCACAAACUCUCCGCGCUUACGUUUCUGCAUGUGGAGCAAGAUAAAGAAUGCAAUAUGGAUUGUUCCGGAGCUCCUCGCAAGCCUCUGUGUGCAUCAGACGGACGGACCUUCAGUUCCCGCUGCGAGUUUCUCCGUGCAAAGUGCCGUGACCCUCAGCUGGAAGUCAUACGAGGGUCAUGCAAAGAUACGUCCAGGUGUGUAGCAGAGAAGAAAUACACAGAACAGCAAGCCAAGAAACUCUUUCCACAGGUGUUCGUUCCUGUCUGCAAUCCUGACGGAACCUACAGCGAGGUUCAGUGCCACAGCUACACUGGUUAUUGUUGGUGUGUGACACCCAGUGGCAGACCCAUCAGCGGCUCAGCAGUAGCCAAUAAGAAACCUCAAUGCCAAGGGUCCAAGAAGGACAAAGUGAAUCCGAAGGAACCAGGAAAAUCAGAUCCGCCAACGUUUUUCGCAGUGGAAACCCAGCCGUCCGCUGAUGAGGAAGACAUCAUCUCUCAGUACCCCACACUCUGGACAGAACAGGUCCGCAGCCGACAAAACAGGACAAGAACACAAUCGACCUCGUGUGAUCAGGAGCAGCUGUCAGCACAGGAAGAAGCACGACAACAUAAAAACGAAGCAGUUUUUGUGCCAGAAUGUGCUCACGGUGGCCUCUACAAACCCGUUCAGUGCCAUCCCUCCACCGGGUACUGCUGGUGUGUCCUGGUGGACACUGGACGACCCAUACCUGGAACAUCCACAAGGAGACGUUACUUUUUGGAGCUUGACAGCUCCUGGUCACUGUCUCCUUUCAUUUAUUUCACUCCUUUCCUCUGCCUCACUUUACCUCAGCGACCUCGUGUGAUCAGGAGCAGCUGUCAGCACAGGAAGAAGCACGACAACAUAAAAACGAAGCAGUUUUUGUGCCAGAAUGUGCUCACGGUGGCCUCUACAAACCCGUUCAGUGCCAUCCCUCCACCGGGUACUGCUGGUGUGUCCUGGUGGACACUGGACGACCCAUACCUGGAACAUCCACAAGGAUGUCCUGGGGAGAAGAAGACAGAAUUCCUGACCAGCGUGUUGGACGCGUUGUCCACAGACAUGGUCCAUGCAGUAACUGACCCGGCCUCUGCCGGCAGGAUGCUGGAGCCUGACCCCAGUCAUACUCUGGAAGAGCGAGUUGUGCACUGGUAUUUCAGUCAGCUUGACAAGAAUUCCAGCGGCGACAUCGGAAAGAAAGAAAUUAAACCGUUCAAGCGCUUACUGCGCAAGAAAUCCAAACCCAAGAAGUGUGUGAAGAAGUUUGUGGAGUACUGCGACAUCAGCAACGAUAAAGCCCUGUCUCUACAGGAACUGAUGGGCUGUCUGGGUGUCACUAAGGAAGAGGGGGCAAAAACAGGUGAAGGCACAACAGCUAGUAAACUGAACCUGUCAAAGAAGCAAGGCUGAAGUGGUCGCAGCGAUUGUUCCCGCGGUCCCGUCCUGCAGAUGCUGCCCCCACCAAAACGACGAUGGAAACCAUAGUCUUUGCACUUUGUACUUUAAAACAAUGUAAAUUCACUUUGUAGAAAAAUAAGGUAUUUAAACAGACUGCUGAAUAUGUGAAUGAUGUAGUUAGCAUUUUUACGUCCUUACAACAAACAACAAAAAGAAUAAUAAUAAUGUAACACAUACAAUGUAUGUGUCCUUUGUGAGUCUAAAAUAAGUAUACUUUUCUAAGUUGUACAAGUUGUAUUACAUGUUGCAUUUGUCAAGACCAGCUUUGUUGUUACGUAUUUUGUUUGUCUUUUCUUUGGCUAAUUUCUGGGUAGCUUGUAAUGUAUCUAAACUGAGUUUUUUUAGACGCCUCGAUUUAGUUUUUAUACCAAAUCCCAACUACUGCCUGAGCUUGGAAUUAUUACUGAUUGUAGUCCUGUACCACACGUGAGAUCAUUUUGUUGAAAGUGC